AUGGCUACCGAGUUCCCAGCCGUGACUGACAAUGAUGGCGAUGGUUUCGUUAACGCUGAGGAGACAAUGAAGCACCUUGACAGACGGCAAAUGCUUUUGGACAAAACCGGUGGCGCUGCCGAUGACUGGACUGGAUCCUUUCAUGUGUACAUGAACAUCAACGAUGUUCCUAUCAGUACUCCUGGCCCCAAUAACGUUCAAAAAUUCUCUUCCACAUCAUCUGAAUCACUUGAUGCUACAUUUGCAAUGCACAACAACGAGAAUGAUUUUGCUUUCCUCGGGAUGGAUACGCUGGCGAUCGUGGUUAAGAUUGUCCAUAGAGAUGACUUUGCCAGAAGAUUUCUGGGCUUCUGGGCAGAAGCAGAUACGAAUCUGGCCGGCAUAGGCAUCAUCAAAGCCAAGGUCGUGAGUGGCGUCAAAACCAAACUUGACCGGUCAAAGGAAGGCAAGCAUCUAUUGUCUCAAAUCGGGGAGAUCUCCGCACAAACAAGUCAAACUCAAGACAAACGCCCUGUCACAUUCGAAAUCCUUUUCAAUGCCUUGAACUCUUACCAAAUAGAAGGGAAUCAUCACCAACUUAUUUUGAAUGACGUUGGCGAUUUGUUCAUUCGUGAUUUGACGGAGGAAGAGACCGAGGAGCUGCGCCAAACAGACCAUUCCCCCAGAAGCCCCGAGAAACACCAAGAUCUACCGCGCGAUUUCCGUCAACCAAAACAGCCGCUCGUCCUAGUGACGGGGGUCGUUGAGCCUCCUUCACCUCAGAAGACGUUUGACGGAAGCGUCCUUCCUGAACCAAGCGAAGCGCAGCUCGCGCAAUCUAUUUCUCGCUUAGCCUUGUUGGACAACGACCGGCUUGAGCCCAAGAGUCCGUUCUUCAGACACAAUAGCGCGCUGCAUAUCCAGCCCUUGGAACGCAGACAACCUCUAUUCAAGAGGAAGCCAUACAGCACCCCGACUAUCAACGAAAACACCCCUUGCCCAUACUGUUCUGAACAGACGGACUGUGUUAACCCGUUGACACUUACGGGGAGGGUGUUCACCGCCGGAUCCAAGGCCUCCGCCGAUGCCGUCUUGAAAAGCCAAUCGGAACAAGCCUGCUCGCUCCUGGACGCCGAUAUUAUUAGACAGAUACACAAGAAACAAUCCCCGCUGUCGAGUGACAUAGAGUUUGGGGAGACUGUUGACCGCUUCCACAAGGCUCGAGUGUUCGACGAUCCUAAACAGUCUCCCCGAAGUGUGUCCAGCUCCAAACGCGCUUCAGGCGGCUCCUCUCACGUUUCUGAACACCCGUCUGAACGACCUCCACCGCGUGGAACCCGACCUGCGUGCCACCAACUUCGUCACGUUAAUUGGACGUUGAUCUACAUCAGCCGGACGCUUAGCAAGACCCCGUUGACGUCGCUCCCCGCCUCAGCUUCUUUCGGACGAACACGAGGCAGGAGUCGAGUUACGCAAGAGAUCAUCAACGGCGUGGAGAGCGAUCACCUACCCCGAGUCGUCCUCCCCGGCAGAGAGCUCCGUCGGCGACACACUUCUCCCACUCUGGGCAUCGACGGUCAUUUAAAGCAGAAAUUCUAG
This is a messenger RNA of Trichoderma aggressivum f. europaeum, 1578 nucleotides long. RefSeq lists its product as uncharacterized. The record is from RefSeq and is a predicted model, not a curated record. NCBI's taxonomy places the organism in Eukaryota, Fungi, Ascomycota, Sordariomycetes, Hypocreales, Hypocreaceae. The coding region runs from base 1 to 1578 and encodes 525 amino acids. The transcript has 6 exons.